GAUCGAUUUCGUAGCAGUCAUGCCGAAGAUGCGGCCGCUCGUUGUGGGAACCGUCCUGCUGCUGGGGCUGAGCCUGGCCUGGGCUGAGAUCAAGAGCCCAAAGGUGAACCUUUACACCGAGAGACCCUUGUCUGCUGACUCCAAGAACACCAUCAUCUGCUACGUCGAGAGCUUCCACCCUCCGCUUAUCGAGGUGAAGCUCCUGAGGAACGGGGAGGAAAUUCCGGGCUGCAGACAUAGCGACCUGACCUUCCAGAGGGACUGGACCUAUCAGAUGAUCUCAAGCGCCGACGUUACCCCGCGGGAGGGCGACACUUUCCAGUGCAAGGUCCUGCACAACGGCGUCACCAAGACCUACGAGCAGACUGUUUAGAUGAUAAAUCCCGAAGCGCCUCUCUCGCCUCUCUCUCUCCCCUCUCGCCUGCAAUG
Molecule: messenger RNA, 429 nt
Organism: Spea bombifrons (plains spadefoot toad)
Lineage: Eukaryota; Metazoa; Chordata; Amphibia; Anura; Pelobatidae
Gene: B2M
Product: beta-2-microglobulin
Exons: 3
Coding region: 20-373 (117 amino acids)
Biological process (GO): antigen processing and presentation of exogenous peptide antigen via MHC class II; peptide antigen assembly with MHC class II protein complex; immunoglobulin production involved in immunoglobulin-mediated immune response
Cellular component (GO): MHC class II protein complex
Molecular function (GO): MHC class II protein complex binding
Source: RefSeq, a predicted model, not a curated record